UUUGGUAGGCGGACUACAAACUCCAGCAUGCUCCGCAGUCCCUGGCGCAUGCGCGACUUUGAGUCCCACCCCUCCCCCCUCCUUCCAGGGCGCAUGUGCGGCGACGAUGAAGCGUCGAUAAGAGGCGACAGCUGCAGCCUUCAUGAAUACCAGGUCACACAAUGUCUAUGAUCCUAUUUGCCUAUGUUGUCCGGGUGAAGGAUGGGUUGCCACUGUCUGCUUCCACAGACUUUGAAUAUAGUAGAGAUCUGCAAGAAUGUAAAACGCAUCUGAAGAUGGUGUCCAAAAUGCUUGGGCAAUUUCCAGGCCGUGGAACCGUGAAGAACAACCAGCUACAUAUACACUUUACUUCUUCACAGGGCAUUGCCUACAUGACCAUCUGCUGUAGCUACUAUCCCACUACAAUGGCGUUUUGUUUCCUCGAGGAACUUGGAAUGGAGUUUACUUCUUCUGUAGAGGUUGCUAAAGUCCAGCUGGUAUCACGGCCCUACGCUUUUCUUGAAUUUGACAGUGUGAUACAGAAGAUAAAAUGGCAUUAUAACUAUUCAAACCGCCCAUCUUUAAAGAUCAGUGUGACAAAUAUCCAGAGGGAGCUGAAGGUGACACCGCCCCGACAGGUGAAUCUGGAUGAUAUUGUGGUUACCAAUGGGAUUCUUAAUGGAAACCUGCAUUUAUGUUCUGGAUCUGCACCCAGCUACAGACUGGAGCCCGUGAGUACAGUUGGGAUCCUGUCGGUUAUCCUUAAUAUUGUAUGUGGAGCUCUCAAUUUAAUCCGUGGAGUUCAUCUCAUCGAACACAAUUUCCAGGACGGUAAUGAAGAAAAGGGAUCAUUUGUUGCAUUUUUUGUAGCUUUCAUUACCUGUGUACUUCAGUGUUACCUGUACCUGUUCUAUGUGUCGGCCAGGAUGAUCAAGGCACUUGGAGCACUGGCUCUUAUUUGUAUAUGCAACUUUUAUUUAUUUGGGCUGAGGAACUUGUGGCAAAUCCUCUUCCACUUAGGAGUGGCUUGUCUAUCCACACAUCAGAUCUUGAGCAGGAAGCUCACCAAGAGACUUGCUGACUGUGGAGUCUGACCUAUUGAUUGUCUCCGCUGGUGGAAAAGUUCCGUGAUUGAGCUCUCUCAAAUGUGCCUUCAGUAUGUUUGAUAAUGUCGACGCCAUUGUCAUUGCCACAGUUACUGCCCGGACAAAAUGAAGCCAAAGGAACCAAAAACGUUGGUCCUCUUCUCAAAAUGGCAAGUCCAACGAAAGACAAAUGGAAGUUUGUUUGUUGCAAGAAGAUUUUCACAAGUCCAAAAUUUGGUAUGCAGUGAUAAAUCCAGGGGAAUAACUGGAUCGAUACCUCAUGGUUUGCAGUGGGAGAGCUGUGACCAAGUGUAGUCUUUGUGUUUAACUGGCGGGAGAUGUUUAGACCAGGGAAACAUUAUAUGUUCUAUUCUUAUUUUGAAGUUGUACAUUCUGCCCUUUGUAAAUUGUGUUGCUUCAUUUAGCAAGCUGUAGUUGUGUACCUGAGUUCGUGUUGCACUGCUGCCACUUAUGGGCAGGUGGAGUUGCAAAAUGACAAGGGUACUUUUCCCUGCAGAGGCACAAUUUCUGAACGAAAAUCUCUUCAGGAACUCCACAGUUUGAUCACUGGGAUAGUGACACUAAUGAGUGAGAGACAAGCAAGAGAAGGUAACAAGAGAAAAUCUGCAGAUGCUGGAAAUUCAAGCAACGCACACAAAAUGCUGGACGAACUCAGCAGGCCAGGCAGCAUCUAUGAAUAGGAGUCCAAAUGAAAGGUCUUGGUGUAAAACGUCAACUGUUUAUUCCCUUCCAUAGAUGCUGCCUGACCUGCUGAGCUCUUCAGGCAUUUUGUGUGUUGUUUACAUUUUGGAUAGGAAGCUAUGAUAUCCAGUGUGAAUGUUGGCUAGUUAUAGGAAGGGAUGGCCAUCAUAUCCUUCGUGAUCUUUAAGGCUUUUGAUUAGAAAAAGUUUGGGCACUUUCAACCCACUCCACAGGAUGACAUCUGUUCAUACCUUGGAUGUGUCUGACUCACUCAAUUUCAGAAGUGCAAAAGGACUCUGAUAAGGAUGAUUGAAAUUUUAGGGUGGAGAAAGAGAGGAAUCUUCUGUAGUUAAAGGUGGGUUGAGUCUGGAAGGAGGGAAUUUCUUGCUGUAAUUAGAUUGUCCUAUAGUACCUCUGCUCAAAGGUGGAAGCUCUGAAUCAGGUUUAAUAUCACUAACAUAUGUUGUGAAAUUUAUUGUUUUACAGCAGCAGUGCAAUACAUAAAAAUUACUAUGUUACAAUCAGAAAUACUGAAAAAAGUAGCUGAAAAAGUGAGGCAGUGUUCAUAGGUUCAUGGUCUGUUUAGAAAUAGAGUGGAGGGAAGGAAGUUGUUCCUAAAAUGUUAACUGAUGUUUAGCCUGAGGUCUUUAGCUUAUACAUCACUUCUGCUAAUGAUGAACAUAUUGUUACAAGGGUUAAAAGGAAACAAGACUAGUUGGUUACCAUGUCUUAAUAUAUAUGUUUCAAAUAAUAAUACUUGAUUUUAAAACAAAAUAAGAUUGAUUAACCAGAUGGAUAAAAAAAAGUCCUUUAGAAUUCAGCACCAUUAAUCAUGUUGCAGUAAUUUUAUUCUCUGGGGCAGAGGCCAGGGGAUUCACUUUCAGUUAAAUUUGGAAGUAUUGAUAUAUUAAGAACGAUUUGAAGCUGAAUUGUUUGCUCAGAAGCCAGCCAAUCUCCACAAAGGUAUCAAAAUUACUCAAUCAAAUCCUCCUUUGAAACAUGAGAGAUUCCGCAGAUGCUGGAAAUCCUGAGUAACACACACAGAAUGGUGGAGGAACUCAGCAGGUCAGGCAGCAUCUAUGGAGAGGAAUAAAGAGCCGAUGUUUCAGGCCAAGACCCUUCCAUUCUGCCAGGAUCAUGGAGUUCCAGUGUGACUCGUAACUGGUUGCAUCCAGAAGGCACUGAGUCCUAAAAAGAUGCUGUCCACUGCUUCGUCCAGUUGGUUGCAGGUCAUAUGACACAUGAUAUGGCAUACAGUAAACUUGAAAUUGUGGCCCAGGUGGUUUCAUUCACCAGGUAGCCUGGUGAUCUGAAGGGAGCCAGAAGUCCUUGGGAGGUAAAAGAAAUGAUGAAUUGGUAUUGGUUUAUUAUUGUCACAUGUACUGAGCUACAGUGAAACCUUCCUCUGGUGCCCCUUCUCUUUUCCUUUCUCCAUUGUCUACUUUCCUCCCUUAUCAUAUUCCUUCUUCUGCCCUUUUAACUCUUCAAGUUUAAUUGUCAUUCAACCAUACACAUGUAUACAGCUAAACAAAACAUCAUUUCUCUGGGGCCAACAUGCACAACACAGUACAUACAGUCACACACAAUGCAUAUAGUUAUGUAGCACAUACAGUCACAAAAUAAUAUGAGCACAAGUCCAACUAUUAGCUCCCAGCCUCUCACUUCGUCACCCACCUGUCUUCCCCCUCAGUUGAUCUCAGCUAUCAUCUACCAGCUUGUACUUAUUCACCCUCUCCCCUCCAUUUCUCAUUCUUGCUUCUUACCACUUUCUUUUCAGUCUUGAUGAGGGGUCUCAGCCUGAAACGUCAUCUGCUUAUUCCUCUCUAUAGAUGCUGCCUGACCUGCUGAGUUCCUCCAACAUUCUAUGUGUGCUACAGCUUUUGUUUGCAUGCUGUCCAGGUAGAUUCCACCAUAUGUCAAGGUGGUAAAAAGACAAACAAUGAAGAAUAUAACAUUGCUGUUCCAGAGAAAAUAAAGUGCAUUGGACAAAUAAAGUACAGGGGCCAUGAUGAGGUAGAUUGGGAAAUCGGAGUUCAGGAAUGAUAGCAGCGGAAUAGAAAAUAUUUGUAUUCAUCCUGACAUAAUUGGCCGGGCCACAGUUUUCUGCCCCUUUCUGGCUGCUCUUGAGAAGCUGGACGACUGCUGUUUGUGUGCUGUAGAUGUAGGCAUUUUCCAGGAUGAGUCUUCCAGGCAAUGGAGAAAUACGUCCGGAUCAGUCUUCUUGCUUCCUCCACCCUGAAUGCAAAGAGCAUUUGAGUUCUUUCUUUUACAAAUUAUGCAUGCACCAUUAGUGUUUUUAAAUGAGUUCUUUUAUUCAUUGUAUUUAAUCUAUUUCAAAUGUAAAGUCUCAGCUAACAAAUUAGUGUAAGUGCACUAUUGUCUCUGAUGUGUGUGCUGAUUUUAGAUGGCAGUAGGUACAUGCAUUUUGAUGCAAAACUGGUUUUUGUGAUUGGUUCAUGUAUCUAUUGAAUUGAUUAUAAGCUAAGAAUUUGAAAAGUUUACUUGAUAUUUGUCGUAAACUGGGGAGGCAUCCUGCGGUGUGUAUUUGUUAUGUACUGUGCACCUCACGCUGCAGGGCUGACUACUUCAGUGUGCGACUAGUGGAGGUUGGUUCCAAAUUUCCCAUCUUAGGAACUUCUCAACUAGGUGGGGAGUUACCCUACUGAUCUGUCUGUUCUGAAUUACUUUUAUAUUUCUUAUCAAUCUGACACACACUUCCAGCACCCCUCCUGCCCACUCCUCCUCUCCAAAAAUGAUUUGACUCCUUAAAAUGAGCCUAUCACCACCUUUCCAUAAGACCACAAAGCAUAGGAGCAAAAUUAGGACAUUAGAUACAUCAAGUUUGCUCCACUAUUUGAUCAUGGCUGAUUUCCAAAGUACUUGCACCUUGAAUCCCUCUGUCCUAUGUGAUAAAGUUGUUCCUGAGGUGGCUGUGACCACUGGUGAUCACAGAGACUGUAUGGUGCUGCGUGUUAUGUUUGAUUCUUUGGUUGAGUGACACCCAUUUCUUCUCUGGGCAAACCAUACUGCCCCUGAUGUUGCUAAAUGGUCUUCCAUCCAGCUAUGAAACAGGCCUCAGAAGGGAUCAGGUGUUCCCAGACUAGUACAAAUGGGCAUCCUCUCUCUUCACAAUCUGCUCUUCUCUGCGAGGUAACAUAAAGAAGAUCUGACUGGGCCUCAUGGAACUUGACCACCCAUUCACAAAUGAAACCAUUCAAUUGACAUUUAGAUUCAUGGAGUCAUACAGCAGAGAAACAGGCCUUUCUUCCCACUUCAUUGUACUUCAGAUUUAGAGCAGGAUUCCCAUCUAAUUUAGUUCUAUGUUUGACCUGUAUCCCUCGUGGCCAAGUGGUUAAGGCAUUGGACUAGCUACCUGAAGGUUGUGAGUCGACCUUCGUGAAGGUCUAGCCGAGGGAAUGUGUUGUGUCCUUGAGCAAGGCACUUAAUCAUACAUUGCUCUGCGACGACACUGGUGCCAAGCUGUAUGGGUCCUAAUGCCCUUCCCUUGGAUAACAUUGGUGUCGUGGAGAGGGGAGACUUGCAGCAUGGGCAACUGCUGGUCUUCCAUACAACCUUGCCCAGGCCUGUGCCCUGGAGAGUGAAGGCUUUCCAGGUGCAGAUCCAUGGUCUCGCAAGACUAACGGAUGCCCUUAAUUUAAUUAAUCCCUCUAAAGCAGGGAUUCCGAAACUUUUUUAUGUCAUGGUCCCCUACCAUUAACCAAGAGGUCUGUGGACCCCAGGAUGGAAAAUCCUGCUCUAAACCUUUCCUCUCCACGUACCUGUCCAAGUUACUUUUAAAUGUUGUUAAUGUACCUGUCUUAAUUAAUUCCUCUGGCACUCCCUGGGUGAAAACGUUGCCCCUCAAGUUCCUAUUAAAUUGCUUCCCUGUCACCUAAAACCUGUGCGCUCUAGUUCUUGAUUCCUCAACCCUGGGAAUCAGACUGUAGGCAUUCCCCCUAUCUAUGCCACACAUAAUUUUAUACACCUUUAUAAGAUUAUCCUUUAUUCUCCCAUGAAAAAGUCUCAACUUGCUCGACCUCUCUCCAUAACUGCAUAAUUUCUUGUCACUUUACUGGUUUGGCAAGGGAGGGGUCUCCUGAUGCUGGUUUGUCAACCAGACUAGGACAUUGAGACAUCUGGAUUAAGCAGAUUGUCUUAUGAGGAAGUGCUGAACAGGUGGAUUUGUAGUUGCUAUUUAUUAGAAUAGAGCUGAUCUGAAUUAAAGAUAAAUGUUUGAGGUGGCAUUUAGAGAGGAUGUAUGAAUUGUGGCAGGUCCAAAAAGGUAUACAAAGUCAUGAAGGGUAUAGAUAGGGUAAUUACAAGCAGGCUUUUUCCACUGAGGUUGGGCGAGACAAAAACUAGAGAUCAUAGGUUAAGAAUGAAGAGAGCAAAAUUUAAGGGGAACUUGAGGGAGAACUUCUUCACUCAAAGGCUCAUGCCAGUGUGAAACGAGCUGCCAGUGGAAGUGGUGGACGCGUGUUUGAUUGCAGUAUUUAAGAGAAGUUUGGAUAAAUGCAUGGUUUUUAGGGGUAGAGAGGGCUAUGGACCAGGCGUGCAUCGAUGGGACUUGGCAGAAUUACAGUUUGGCAUGGACUAGAUAAGCUGAAGGGUCUGUUUCUUUGCUUUUGUGCCCUACAAUUUAUGGAGCAUGACUUGGAUUCUGAAUUUGGAGAGCUCGCUCCCUGGAAAGGCUUUCACACUAGAUCUGCAGAAUGGCUCACCUUACUGCUUCAUAUUGAACUGUAGUGUCUGGAACAUAAGACAAACUGCUGGGGGAACUCAGCAGUUCAGGCAGCAUCUAUGCAGACAGAGAAUCAACUUUUUGGGUGAAAUAAUACAAUACAAUAGGAAAUAGUGAAUCUAUGAUUCAUUGCCACAGAUGACUGUGGAGGUCAAGUUAUUGGGUAUAUUUAAUAUGGAGGUUGAUAGGUUCUUGAUUAUUCAAGGCAUCAAAGGUUACAGGGAGAAGGCAGGAGAGUGGGGCACAAAAAAUAAAUCAGCCAUGAUCGAAUUGCGGAGCAGAUUGACGACGUGCUAUAUGUCAGUAAUUUUAAACUUGAUUUCUGACUCUUAACUCUGAAUGGCGUAUUCUGCUCCUAUAUGCUAUGGUCUUAUGGAAACUUAUCUUCCCAUCGAGACAUACUGUGUUGUACCAUUAUUUAACCGUAUAGGAGAAUAUAGUAUUUAAGAAUAUGAGAAGCAUCGAUAGUGUAGAACAUAGAACAUAGAAAACCUACAGCACAAUACAGGCCAUUCAGCCCACAAUGCUGUGCUGAAUAUGUACUUACUUUAGAAAUUACCUAGGGUUACCCAUAGCCCUCUAUUUUUCUAAGCUCUAUGUACCAAAUGUAGUUCAAUUUUUUUUUAGUAAAAUCUUUUUCCCUUGAUAGUGGUAUUAAAAACAAGAGGGCAUGGAUUUAAGGUGAGAGGAAGGAGUUUUAAAGGGGAUUAGAGAGUUAAGUUUCUUUACAUAGGGAGUGGUUGAUAUCUGGAAAGCAUUGCCAAAAGAGGAGGUGGUGGAAUUAGAUAUCAUUGGUACAUUUAUGAGGCAUUUUAGAUGGCACAUAAUAGGCAAGACAUAGAAGCAUAUGGCCGUAAAGAGGGCAAAUUUAGGAUUAGAAUUGAUGGUCAAAAAGAUUGGCAUGGAAGUGGUGGGCUGGUGGGCCGAACGGCCUCCCUCUGUCCUCUGUGACUCUGACUCUAUCCAGAAAAUGUGAUUUCAGACGAGAAUUCUGCAAGUUUUCUAAUGUCACUUUCACUGUUAUAGUGGAAUUAUUAUUCUUUGAAUAUACUUCCAUUAAACUGGGAAUAUACUUUGGCCACCAGUGAGUGAGCUGUGGCUGUUGUGCCCUAUGGAUGUGGGAGGGAACCAGAGCACCUACAGAAAAACCGUAUGUGGUCACAGCGGGAAUCUUUAGACCGCACGGACAGUGCCCCAGGUCACGAUCGAACCCAGGUCCCUGGAGCACCCCAUGUCGCAGGAGGAGGUGUAAGGUAAAUUGUCUUUGCACAGUGACUAGAAACCAAGAGGCCUGGACAGAUAACAGAGACCCUGGUUCAAAUCCCACUGUAGCAGCUGAGGAAUUUAAAUUAAUUUAAUAACCUGUAAUUUAUUUAUAAAAUGUGUUGAAUAAUAUAGUUUAAUAAUGUCCUUUAUGAAAGCAUAUUUGCCAUCCUUAUCCAGGCUGGUCUAUAUAUGACUCCACAUCCACUUCUAGAUGCUCUCUGAAAUCGCUUAGCAACUCAUUCAGAUCGAGAGCAGUUGGGGAUGGACAUUCAGAUAUUGUCAACAAUUACAACUGUUCAAUCACAUGAAAAAAUCUGUAGUAAAAAAAAUACAGCAGGUCAAGCAGCGCCUAUAGAGGGAAGUGGAAUUCAAGAUCAAGUGUAUUAUCAUAGGAAAACUUAUUUGCCAUCUUGAGCCAGGGCAUACCCAGGAUGUAAAAACCAUGACAAUUAGAUUUCUGCAACAGCAGCACAACACAGGCACAAUGACAACUUUUAAAAGCGUGGAUAGGAAGGUUUAGAAGGUUACGGGCCAAAUGCUGGCAAAUGGUACUAGCUUGAAUGGGACAUCUUGAUUGAUAUGCACCAGAUGUGCCGAAGGGCCUGUUUCCGUGCUGUAUAACUCUAUGACAAAUUAACAUAAUUGUUUGACUUGCCCAGAUCCUGAAGGAUGAAUUUAAAAAAGUUAACUGUCUCUAAACAUUCAUUUUAUUAUCAAAGUAUGUAUACAGAAUGCAACUCUGAGAUUUGUCUUCUCUAGAUAGCCAUCAAAUACAGAAAAACCAUGGAAGUUGUUCAAAGAAAUGGCAUCAAUCCCCCCCCAACAGAAAAAGGAACAAAAACUCUAUAUUAAUGCACUGAGGUAGUCAUCUCACAGUGAAACCAUUGUCCUAAAGGAAAAUGAGGGAAAGUUGUAUGAGUUUGCUUUACAAUUGAAUAACAAGGUGAAGUGGGGUCUGAAAUAUCUGAAAGCCUCCAACAUUGGUGAAAAGUCCUUGUAAGAUUCUAUUUUACAUUUGGUAUUUUUAAAUGUUAAUGUAUUUAUAUGCCAUUUAGAGGUACGUCACAGAACAAGGCCAUCAUAUCUUGCCAGAUUGGUCCAAUGAAAGCCUAUAUAUUUAGAAACAUAAACAUUUUAAUACUUUUUGCACUGUUAUAUAAUAACCAAGUCCAAUGUUUUAUAUACUCCAUUUCUCAUAUCUCAUCUUUUUGCAUGUCAAACUAAA
Messenger RNA from Mobula hypostoma (lesser devil ray), 8998 nucleotides. RefSeq names its product SEC22 homolog C, vesicle trafficking protein (gene sec22c). Gene Ontology annotation, cellular component: membrane. The record is from RefSeq and is a predicted model, not a curated record. Lineage: Eukaryota; Metazoa; Chordata; Chondrichthyes; Myliobatiformes; Myliobatidae. The transcript is spliced from 7 exons. Gene Ontology annotation, biological process: endoplasmic reticulum to Golgi vesicle-mediated transport. Bases 162 to 1073 code for a protein of 303 amino acids.